AUGGCUGAAGUUCGAAUCUUCGUGGAGGAAGUCGCAAACAUAAUUAAUAUUUCCACAGAAAAACAAGAGGAAAUAAUAAAACAACUGGACUAUGAAUCGAUUUCGAAAAGGUGGCAGCUGAAAUCAGUUUCUAACGAACAAUGGGAAUCCAUGGGUGCUCCUGAUGGAUUUGUCACUAUCUUACAAACCUGCCUUGAUAGACAUGCAGAGCGUGAACUUGAAGAGUUGAAGAACACAAUAAACUCAGAUGUGAACCAUGCGAUUGCCUCAGCGCAACCUCGCGCCAGAAGUAAGACAGGAAGACGGCGCAGGCUAUCGAAAGCUAAUUCUAUGAGCGAGCUCGAUCUGGAUAAUGCCAAUAAAGAGGCCAGUCCUGUCGCCCUGGAGCUAAGGCGAAGGAAUAGUGUCGGACCCCGUCGCCGAUCAUCCAAUUCAGGUGGCUCACUAAAUAACUCUCUAUCGGAUCUUAUCGAUCUUAUUGGCGAUAUUGGCGGCGACAAGGAGAGUAAUCCUGUUGCCCCAGCUUCACCUGUACGACGAUCGAGAAAUACUAUCGGGGACACACGCCGUGUAUCAAAGUCCCCUGAAAAGCGUCGUGGUGUGAUUGGGCAUGAUGUCAGUGAUAAAGAAUUGGAAAUUGCAGGCGGCCAACGAAGUACCAGCCGCGGACCUCGGCGUCGAGAGUCCAGAUCUGUUGAAUCUCUGAAUGAUAUCAAUCGGCGUGUAUCAAAGUCUCCUGAAAAGCACCGUGCCGUGAUUGGACAUGAUGUCAGUGAUAAAGAGUUGGACAUGGCGGGUAAAAGAAGAAGCAGCACUGGACCUCGGCAACGAAAGUCCAAAUCAAUUGAGCCUCUGAACGAUGUCAAUCGGCGUGUAUCAAAGUCCCCUGAAUCUCGCCGUGCUGUGAUUGGCCAUGAUGUCAGUGAUAAGGAACUGGACAUGCAGGGACAAAGACGAAGAAGAAGCCUUGGACCUCGUCGCCAAAAGUCAAAGUCAAUUGAGCCUCUGAAUGACGUCGAAAUUGUCGGUGGCGAUGAUAAUGGGCGUCGACGCCGAAUGUUGAAGUCUGCCGAAUCUCUCAGAAGUCUUGGGGAUAUUGAUACAGGGAAUACGGAUAGCAAUCCUAUCGCAGGAGCCUCACCUGGAAGACGACGAAAGUUAAAGUCUGCUGGGUCUCUCAGAAGUCUUGGUGAUAUUGAUAUUGGUAAUACGGAUAGCAAUCCUAUUACAGUAGCCUCCCCUGGAAGGCAAGGACGGAGGCAUACUAGCCUUGGGCCACGUCGUUUUUCCAAAUCCCCUGACAAGCGUCGAGCUGUCACUGGCAAUGAUUCCAGCCAUAAAGACCUAGACGCAGUUGAACGCAGCAGACUAAACCGACAAGAAUCUCGACGCCGGCUCCAAAAGAAGACGGCUUCGGCUAGCAGCACUCUUCCUUUAAAGGGUGAAGAAGGAAACGGUCGCACCAACAGCGGUCUCCGUCAAAGUAAUAGAGGUACAAAAGCCGACGACAACAGUGUUGGCAGCGGAUGUGGACUUAAAAAUAGCACCAGCGAUGACGAAAACAACGUUGGCAGUGGACGUCGACGAGCGAGAGGUAAAAGUUCCAAUUAUGCCGCCUUUGGUCCAAAAACUCAAAGAUCACUAGUUUUGGCACCGCGACCACAAAGUCCUGGUGGACCCACGCAACUCGACAAUGACGGAACGAUGAAAACAAGACGACGAGCUAGAACAGCAAGAAGGCCAAGCGGCGGCCGUCUACAAUCGGAAAGUCAGUCGCCACGCCGAUCUUUUGCAAGAUGCCAAUCCGAAUCGCCCUCUGCAAAACGAGCGUUGGUAAGUGAACUGAAUCUUCCAGCUGCUCCCAUGUUCGACAGAGCUAAUAGCUCUGUGCAUCUUGGGUGUUCAGCUAAACAGGCUGCCAAAUCAGAUAUAGCACAAUUCCAGCCCUCCUUGGAACACGCCGUUCAAAGGAACAACCGAUCGUACUUACCCUCCAAUGACUCUUCGUCCCCCCAGCCUUUGAGUAUGCCGGAGCACUCGUUUUCCAUUGAAAAAGACACCAACUCCGGCCGCUUCUGCUACUUGUCCCGUGGUAAAAUCCUUUACGAGUGGAAUCAGAGCUUUGACACAAUGGUUCUGAUGGUUCCCAAGCCACCUGAAGUCCCAGAGGCCGACGUCGUCUGCACCAUUGAAGAAUCGUCUCUCCAAUUGGGACGCAAGGGUGACAGGCAGGCAUUCUUCCAUCGGCCAUUGGGUGGAAAGUGUAUUCCCGAGAGUUCGAUUUGGGUCCCAUACGGAGGUGCUGAUGUCAAGGGUAUUAUUGUUCAUCUAAAGAAGGCCAAUCCUGGUGAGAAAUGGCAGCGCCCACUUCUGGCAGUCACUGGCACUAAAGUCAAGAAGACAGAGCGAUCUGCUCGCCGAGAUUCCCUCCCAGAAGACUUUGGAAGCCCGAGACUGCACAAAGAUUCCAUCACAGAUGCUGCCCACCAAAAAGAAAGGAGAAGAAUGAGUAUGGGACAGAAAUCUUCUUCGAGCAGAGGAUUGGAAAUUUUGGAACCGGAGAACAUAAAUUGCACUCCUAGAGCCGUCGCCAAAACCGGAGUUGACCUGGAAACACUUCAGCACGCAAAUAGGGUCGAGAAAUUUUCAUCGCACUCUGUGGAUUUUCUUUUGGAUCUUCCUGAUGAGGAGACAGGCUCCGAAGAUGAUGAGGAGAGUUUCUGGGGCUCUUCGGCAAGUUUGCCGACAUUAGGUCCAAAUCUCACGGAAGAAGCUGAUGAAAAGAGGGGAAAAGAGGGGAAAAAGAGGCGCAGUAGGCGACGACGAAUAAAAAGAGGAAGCCGACAAAUGAUUUUGCAAGCGGCUUCUUCAAUGUCACCAGGCAAAUUGAAGUUUUCGAUUACAAAAAGAACCCUUUCAACCGACACUUCUGAUAGUAAAACAAACGGCAAAGGACUUGCGGAAGGCCCGAUGCACAGCAGCUACCAGCAGUUGGAUGGUGGUGACAAUGAAUCAGUCUUUUCCAUGAACGACGAGUCUGGAUCGUCACCCAAACAGCAGCCAUUAGAAGGGAAAUCUGAACCCAAUUGCUUUACGCAUAUGCUGGUGGAAGCAGCCCCGUUGCCGUUUGACGCUGACGAGAAUGCCAUAGCAACCUGA
This is a messenger RNA of Cylindrotheca closterium, 3159 nucleotides long. Lineage: Eukaryota; Bacillariophyta; Bacillariophyceae; Bacillariales; Bacillariaceae. The record is from the annotation of a GenBank genome assembly.